This is a messenger RNA of Clonostachys solani, 1125 nucleotides long. The record is from the annotation of a GenBank genome assembly. NCBI's taxonomy places the organism in Eukaryota, Fungi, Ascomycota, Sordariomycetes, Hypocreales, Bionectriaceae.
AUGUUCCACUACAGGGACCAGACUCUUGACAGGAGCCUCCUGGCCUUGUACGCCGGCUUUGUUGGUAAGAGGGAGCGUGACCCGCGUCUAGCCAAGAUCUCGGUGGAAUGCUACAUCAAAUCACUUCACACGCUACGUAACAGCGACGUGUGGGUCAAGAAAAGACCGUCCGCCGCAGAGAUCAAUGCGACCCUGGCAACUGUCCUUGUGCUCUCCCGUGUCGAAUUGAUGUCUGGAGAGGAUGGAAGCGGCGGAUAUGUGGCUCACAUAAGGGCGGGUUUGCAGCUUCUGAGGCGUCCGCACCCGAGUAUUUCCCGCGACAAUGAGCUGACUUGGAUGUUGGCAAAGCGGCUGCGCUGCCUUGGGUUCUACAAUGCCGCCAGACAAAGGCGAUCCUUUUUCAUGGCCCAAUCUCCGUUCAGCGAGUGGUGUUUCUCUCGACCAAGCGAGCCAGACUACCUCUUGCAAAAGGCUAUUGAUGUUGCGAUUAGCAUACCGACGAUCAUGGAAGAGGCCGAUGCUUUAGAUGCCUCGGCAUCCAUGUCAGAAGAUGAUUUACGGCGUUGCCUUCGCACCGCUAAGCGCCUCCUUGGGCAAGCCUUUGAGGUGGCCGAGAAUCUAGAGCAAUGGCUCUUGGAGACUCGAGAGGCUCGGCUGUCUUCAUCAAUCAUCCAAGCUCAGGGCUAUGCGAGCACUGGUGAAGCAGGAGACUGCUGGGAGGAGAAUACCCCUCCCUAUUUUGAUCCCAGCAGCUACUCGUUGCUCAUCAGCUGCAACUUCGGAUGCGCCAUGAUGCGUGUUCGAAAUUGGUUACCUCACCUCCCGCUCCACUUGCGUACGUUCGAACAGAAUUGUGCCACGGUGGAUCGGUACGCAUUGAGUAUACGGAGGUCCGUGACAACCGCCUUGACUGCGAGCGCAUUCGAGGCUCAGGAGGCCCUUGUUCUGAUAUUCACACUGUAUCGCUACUGGAAAGGGAAAGGAGACGAUCACAAUGCUCUCUGUUGCAUUCACUGGCUGGAGGAGAUCAAGAGUCGGGGUCUCGCAGUAGACGUGGAGGUGGACGAGAGAUAUGCCAUGGUUACGGCCAGGUUCAUGGGGGAGCAUCAGCCAUUUGCGAAAUAG